AUGAUGGACCGCUCUAUCAAUACAGAAAAUUUUGGAGUUGAAAGUUCAAUUUCUAGUAAUGAAGAUGACACUUCUAUCUCUAUUAUGACAUCAUCAUUGUCAAGUAGUGAUGCUAUAAUAGAUGAGAUUUAUGAUGUCAUAGAACCAGCAACUAGAGAGAUUUUAAAGAGGAAACCGAAGCCGGUUUUACCUAUUCACCCUUGUUUGAGAGACUCGUCUAUCCCAACAAUAGAAUGGUUAGUUCGUCUUGUAGUGAUUCGCAUGCGAUAUCGCCCUCUAGCGUUUGCUUUUCACCAAUGGAAACUGCUGAUUCAUACUAAGAAAUGGGAACAAGAAAUGCUGGCUCAUAUGAAGGAGCGCACCAGAUUUUUAAAUAUUAAACAGUAUUUGAGGCAAUGGAAAACCAACUAUAAAAAGGCUACAUCAUCCAGGAAUCAUUAUAGACAAAAUCUAGAACAACGUUGCUUUCAUGAAUGGCUACAAUGGACAAUGACUAAGAGAGCAAGACAAAGAAUGAAGACAGAAGCAGACCGCAUCUAUUCUUCCAAAGUAUUGAGAUCUGCAAUGAACACAUGGAAUGGGAAAUGGCAGCAUAGAUUGGCACUGCUUGAAAUUCUCAAAUAUUGGCAAACCAGAACAAAACAACACAAUUCACCUCGGAUGAAAGAUGAAAGAACUCAACAUAGAUUGAACUCUGAGUUAUUGUCUAAUUGUUUUGAAAGAUGGAGACUGAAAUACAGGCAACUUGCUUUGUCCGAUCAACACAGAAGAAAGACUUUAUUAGGAGGGAUUUUAACUGCAUGGAGCAACUGUGCAUCCGAGAGAGCUGAAGUUUCUAUGAGAAUAUCUGAUAUGAGGUCUUACCAUCUAAAAAGAAGAAUUUUCAUUGCGUGGAAAAAACACACCUCCUUAAUGAAACAAGUGGAAUUGAUUCGAAAGCGAUCUCUUCGGAACUGGAUUUCAUCAUUAUUGGAUAGAUGGCACCAAUAUGCUACAGCAAAGCAUCACCACGAUUCUGCACUUGAUAAAAUUUCAAAUCUAAGCCAGUCAAGAGCGGUCCAAACCUGUUUAGACCGGUGGAGACUGGAAUUUACUAAAACAAAACUAGCUGAUAUGAUGAACAGGAGAUCUUUGAUGAAAAAAGCCAUCCAUGAGUGGCAUGAUGUCACAAUAGCAUGGGCAGCUGAUAGACAAAGAAUUGAAACCAUGAGAAGAACUGUUGCAACUAAUCAGAAACGUACUGCAUUGACCAACUGGAGGAAUGAGUUGGCAUUGAAAGCAAAAGUUGAUUCAGCAAGAGAACAAAGAUAUUCAAACCUACUGUGGAGAUCAUGGUGUCUAUGGAGAGAAAGAGUAGCUUUGAAAAGAGCAUCUCAUACGUACAUGUUGUUUCUGAAAAGAAGAACAUUCAAUUCUUGGAAGAAGUUUCUGCAACAGAAAAGAAAUUCGGAUGAAAAAGCAAGAACAGUUUUAUUGAAAUGGCACGAAAUGGUUGUGCGGAGUCAGAAUCUGUUAUGCAUGGCUGAUCAGUUUCAAAUGAAAUCCUGUAAUUUCACGGUUGAAUUCACAUUCAAUACAUGGUUGAUCGCACACAGCCAGAAUAAGAUUGCCAAGCUGCACUACAAGAACAAGAUCUUGAGGAAGAGUUUUGCUGCAAUUCUUUCUCGAACAAAACGUAAAAAAUCACUCAAGAGAAUGCAGAUGAAUUUUGUGAGGCAGAGAACAAAAGAACUGUUUGCUUUUUCAUGGCACAAUUAUUUUGAAUCUUUGAUAAAUGGUCUCUUGUGUCUCAACGCCACCUCUCAAAAAUCGAAGUUAAUUCAAGAUUCUGCGAUUCAGAUUCUCACAACAUGGUGGACUUGUAGUUCAACACUUAGGAAUGAGAGAAGAGUUGUUUCUGAUUUAGAGGAAUCAAGAAAUAAAAUUCUGACAAUAACGACGUUUAUGGUCUGGCUGAAAAGUUAUAAAAACAACAAAAUCGCUUGUAAAUUUGCGGAAAAUAAAAUGAAAAAGAAGGCGUUUAACAGUCUUAAGAUAUGGAAGACAGAAAGCAUCAGACUGAAGAAAUGUUAUAGCCAAGCAGUUCAGAUAGUGGAGACAUUGAUGUUGAAGUUUUACUUCACUCAAUGGAAAUCCAUGUUCCGCAAAGUCAGAAUGCUCGAAGUUACUUGUGACCGCAUGAUGGAGGUAAAGAGCAACAAAAUGUUGAAAUCAUCUUGGAAGAAAUGGUUCAAAGCUAAAGAAAAUAGAGAUUUACAAAAAAGGCAUGAACGAGAUUCAGCUUUCGAUGUGAUUACAAAAUGGAGAAGAUAUGCAGCAGACCGUGUAGAGAAACAACGAAUCAGAGAAGAGAGAAACGUCAUGGUUGGAAGAUUCGAACAAAAGUGGAUUUGGAAACGGUCCUUUUCCAAAUGGAAAGGAAAAUAUCAGGUGAACCAAUUUUCAAGGAACAAUAAGCAAAAUCUUAUGGAAAGAUGUUGGCAAAGCUGGUCAAGUAAAACAGCCAUGAUCAUCUGUGCUGUGGAAAUGGACUAUCACUGGACAUUGAGAAAGUACUGGCAUUGGUGGAGACUUGAGCAUGUGACCAAAAAUUCAACCAAUGAGGCGACAGAACAAAUGAACCAUGACAUGAAAAAGACAAUAUUUGAACUGUGGAGAGCCUACACUUACAAGAAACUGACAGGUCGUCGUUACUGUUCUCCUGAAUCAUUGAAACCUGAGGCAUUGACACCCAGAAAACGAAGUAGGAUCCCGGUGUUGAAGAAAUAA
This is a messenger RNA of Styela clava, 2769 nucleotides long. NCBI's taxonomy places the organism in Eukaryota, Metazoa, Chordata, Ascidiacea, Stolidobranchia, Styelidae. The record is from RefSeq and is a predicted model, not a curated record.